UUCCAACCACUGCCACUACUACCACUAAUCUUUGUCUCAAAUUUUUCUCUUUCAUAACAACAAAGAAAAAAAGGGUAAAAAAAGGAGAGAAUUUUGAGAACAAUGGAGGCAUUGAAGAUGAAUGUUUUCGUAGUAGUUAUGGUUGCUAUGUUGGUAAUGGUAGCUAGUGGUGUUUCAGCUGCUGAUGCACCAGCUCCAAGUCCUGUUUCUGAUGCAACUACACUAUUUGUUCCAACUGCUUUUGCUUCUCUCAUUGCUCUUGCAUUUGGCUUUCUCUUUUGAUCCUUAAACUGUCUCUUGUUUAAGGUUUCAUGUGGAGUAGUUUGAUUUGUGCAGAGGAUGUUGUGUUUCUCUUUUUUUUUUGCUUCACUUGAAUUGGGGAAUUUGGUGGAUUCAUUUGUGAGGUAGAGAAAAUGAAGACACGUACGAGAUAUUUUGAUUUCGUUUGUUGUAUGUAUGGAUUAUUAAUUUAUCAUUCAUAUAUUCUUAUUCUUAUGUAAUACAUUCAUUUGUCAUUGUACUUUUUUAUGAGUUGUGACAUGUAAUGUAAUAUUGUUGUGAUUUGUUUGAUCCCAUUCAUUUGACUGCC
Molecule: messenger RNA, 589 nt
Organism: Cicer arietinum (chickpea)
Lineage: Eukaryota; Viridiplantae; Streptophyta; Magnoliopsida; Fabales; Fabaceae
Product: arabinogalactan protein 14
Source: RefSeq, a predicted model, not a curated record